AUGGCAGCCAACAAUGAAUGUGCCUUCAUUGCUAUCAAAUCAGAUAGUGUCCAGAGAGAACUAAUCAGAGAUAUGAUCAAACACUUUGCGCAGAAAAGCUUCCAGUUGGUGGCUAUAAAGUUUAUGCAGGACAGUAAAGAGCACUUGCAACAGCACUACAUUGACCUUAAGGACCGUCCCUUCUUCAAAUGACUAAUGGAGUACAUGCAUUCUGGCCCCAUGGUCGCCAUUGUCUGGCAGGAUAUGAAUGUGGUGAAAACCUUUUGUAUCUUGCUUGGAGAGGCCAACCCAGUUGACCCGAACACUGGUACCAUGAGAGUAGACUUCUGCAUAGAGGUUGGAAGGAACAUUUGGAUGGCGGCCAACAAUGAAUGUGCCUUCAUUGCUAUCAAAUCAGAUAGUGUCCAGAGAGAACUAAUCAGAGAUAUGAUCAAACACUUUGCGCAGAAAAGCUUCCAGUUGGUGGCUAUAAAGUUUAUGCAGGACAGUAAAGAGCACUUGCAACAGCACUACAUUGACCUUAAGGACCGUCCCUUCUUCAAAUGACUAAUGGAGUACAUGCAUUCUGGCCCCAUGGUCGCCAUUGUCUGGCAGGAUAUGAAUGUGGUGAAAACCUUUUGUAUCUUGCUUGGAGAGGCCAACCCAGUUGACCCGAACACUGGUACCAUGAGAGUAGACUUCUGCAUAGAGGUUGGAAGGAACAUUUGUCACUGCAGUGACUCUGUGGAAAGUGCCAAGAAAGAAAUUGCCUUGUGGUUCAAAGACGAGGAACUGGCUGAAUACAACAACUGUGUCCAUCAAUGA
Molecule: messenger RNA, 804 nt
Organism: Rana temporaria (common frog)
Lineage: Eukaryota; Metazoa; Chordata; Amphibia; Anura; Ranidae
Product: nucleoside diphosphate kinase A2
Exons: 4
Biological process (GO): CTP biosynthetic process; GTP biosynthetic process; regulation of apoptotic process
Molecular function (GO): nucleoside diphosphate kinase activity
Source: RefSeq, a predicted model, not a curated record